Messenger RNA from Fusarium coffeatum, 1320 nucleotides. RefSeq lists its product as uncharacterized. The coding region runs from base 1 to 1320 and encodes 439 amino acids. NCBI's taxonomy places the organism in Eukaryota, Fungi, Ascomycota, Sordariomycetes, Hypocreales, Nectriaceae. The record is from RefSeq and is a predicted model, not a curated record. The transcript is spliced from 3 exons.
AUGGCAAGAAGAAACGCAGGUCAAGCUAUAACAUUGACCACAGAGCCGGAGACUUGGAAGCGGCCUUUAUCAUCACCACUCAGAGACAGAGCCACGACCUUCUUUAUACGACAGUAUACUUUCGAUGUCUCAAAUGGGGCGCUGCAAGAUAGCCACGAAUAUCUUCCCUUCUUGAUCUGGAAUGAAAGGUCUGCAUUCGGAUUAAUUAGCACAACGGUGGCUGCAGCAGGAUUUGCUGCUCUUUCCAAUGCUGGCAACGUCUCAGAAUGGCGCUCUGAGUCGAUACGACUUUACCAAAUCGCGAUACAGCAGCUGCAGAACGCCCUACAGGACCCAGUACAAAGGGUUGCGGAUGAGACACUUGGAGCUGUUCUGUUGAUGGGAACCUUCGAGACAAUUGCGUUUGCAGAUACGAGCUCAAUGAAGGCCUUCAGCCAACAUAUCAUCGCAGCGGCUCGAUGUAUUGAGAUGCGCGGUCCUCAGCAGUUUCAGACCCCGGUUGGUUUAAAGCUGUUCAUGCAGAUGCGGCGUCAUAUGAUAACUACAUGUCAUCAGCUGCAGGAACCCUUCCCAUUGGAGAUAGCUAAAUGGUCCCAGUGGGCAGAGCCACAUCAAACAGAAGCUUAUAUCCCCAUCAACCAACUGUCUCAGAUUAACGAGGCUCUUGCCGGUGCUCGAGCCGAACUGAAAUACCAGGAGAUUACUGAUCCUGAUGUUAUCUCCAAUCGACUUCUACCGUUUGAUGUUAUGAUGGAAGAAUGGGCGCAAUCAUUACCAGCUAGCUGGGAGUACAAGUCGUAUCGAUCUGUCGGACCCGAUGGCGUGCCUUCGAGCAGAUACGACCUCCAGUACGAUACUUACACAAAUCCUUGGAUCGCGUGUCUGUGGAAUUGUUAUCGCAAUGCGCGACUGCUAGUUCACGAGUCGAUCAUUGUAGCUACACUCAAACAUGGCACUGAACAACAGCAGCAAUCUCUGCAAAGUUCAUACAAGGUACUGCGGAUUAUGGCGGAUGGCAUUUGUCACAGCGCGGCAUACCAUCUUGGGUAUCGACAAAACGAUGAAAACCCCACAAUCGACGUGGAGGAUAAUAACACAGCUCCGGGAGGUUUCCUGCUCCUUUGGCCACUCUUCUUCGCUGCCGUCCAGAGGACUUCCCCUCCAGAGCAAAGGUUAUGGGCAGCCGGGAUAAUCCGUCAAAUUGGUAAGAAAAUGGGUCUCCAGGUAGCGCUAUCGAUGGCUGGACUAUUAGAGGAGACGAAGGAUUUUGCAUUCUCCAAUCAAGAGACAUUCUUGCUUGGUGAAUGGCACCCAAAUUAG